AUGCUGUACUCGCCGGCGAUUUGCAGCUCUUGUUUAUGCGACCUCCGCUCUCUCCUGCCGCUGGGUAGGAUGGUAUCGGUCGGUAGAUUUCAAGGAAAAAUGAUCCACUUGCAGGAAGCGAGGGAGGCAUUAUCUGGCGUCAAUUCACCCGCUGAACAAGAUCCCCCACCUGAUUCUCAGCUUACAGUGCUGAAUCAAAUGGACAGUGUCAAUGGGGAAACCAAAGCUGAAGGUGGAACCGUGGUAGUCGAGGAUGUGGAAAUUGCUUCAGCAGGAUCCCCUCUUCCAGACUUGAAACUGGAUGAGUCAUUCAGGAUUCCAAAGGAAACCGUUGACAUACUUAAGGAUCAAGUGUUUGGUUUUGACACUUUCUUUGUCACAAGUCAGGAACCCUAUGAGGUGCCAUAG
Molecule: messenger RNA, 408 nt
Organism: Linum tenue
Lineage: Eukaryota; Viridiplantae; Streptophyta; Magnoliopsida; Malpighiales; Linaceae
Source: the annotation of a GenBank genome assembly